AUGACCUUUAGUUUGAUCUUAAUAAUCUGCAAUCUUUGCAUAAUCUUCUGUGGUCCUUUGUCGGAGACUUUAAUGCAAUUAUUGGUGCUCAUGAGCACCGUGGUAGAAUUAACCCUGCUCGUAGGCCUAUGGCUGAUUUUAAAAGCUGGUCUGACGCUCACAAUCUCAUCCAUAUUCCUACUUAUGGUGCCAGAUUCACUUGGUCCAAUAAGAGAGAUCAUCCCUUUUUUUAUUGAAAGAAGGCUUGACAUGUGCACUGGUAAUCAACUUUGGUUUGAUGCUUGUAAUCAAAUUUCAGUUUCUACAAUCUUUAAAGUGAGGAUAUGA
Vicia faba (fava bean) is the source of this 327-nucleotide messenger RNA. The record is from the annotation of a GenBank genome assembly. NCBI's taxonomy places the organism in Eukaryota, Viridiplantae, Streptophyta, Magnoliopsida, Fabales, Fabaceae.